UCCAAUAUGGCGGAAUAAAAAAAGACGUUUCAAAGAAUCUUCGUAAAAACUGUUACAACUUUUAUUCCUCCAUCAUGGUGAAAGACCAGUUUAAAGAAUCUGGAGUCACCAAGAAGAUAAGCCAUGUCAACUUCGGACUGUUUUCACCGGAACAAAUGCACCAAUAUGCACAUAUUCAUUGUGUCAGCAAAAACCUGUACAAUCAGGAUCAAAGCCGUACCCCUGUCCCUUUUGGGGUGCUAGAUUCACACAUGGGCACAAGCACUAAAGAUCGGAGCUGUGAGACAUGUGGCAAACCAUUGGCUGAUUGUGUAGGUCACUAUGGUUACCUUGAUCUGGAACUUCCAAUCUUUCAUGUUGGAUUCUUUAGAUCAACAAUUGUCAUUUUGCAAAGCAUUUGUAAGACAUGUGCCAGAGUACUGUUACCACCUCAAGAAAAGAAACAAUUUCUUGAUCAACUAAGCAGAUCAGGUGUCUCAUCUUUAAUGAGGAAGAGCCUAAAGAAGAAGAUUGUGGAAAAGUGCAAAAAGAUUUCUCAUUGUCCAUACUGUGAGGCAUUAAAUGGUUUUGUACGAAAGAGCGGAAUGAUGAAAAUUGUGCAUGAAAAGUACAAAUCAGCCAGGAAGUACAUUGAUCCUGUUAUCUCAGAGUUUCAAGCAUCCUUUGGCUCGGCCAUUGAAUACAACAAAGAACUGGAAAGUUUGUUGAGCAGAGCACAGGAAGUACUGAAUCCAUUAAGGGUUAUCACCUUAUUUGAACAAAUCCCUGAUCAGGACUGCCCUUUAUUAAUGAUGAAACCUGAGCUGGGUAGACCAGAGAAUCUUAUUGUGACACGCUUGCUGGUUCCACCUGUAUGCAUCAGACCAUCUGUAAUCAGUGAUCUACAGAGUGGGAGCAAUGAAGAUGAUCUGACCAUGAAGCUCACAGAAAUCAUUUUCCUCAAUGAUGUUAUUAGUAAACACAGAGCAACAGGGGCUAAAGUACAGAUGAUUAUGGAAGACUGGGAUUUUCUCCAGCUUCAAUGUGCUUUGUACAUUAACAGUGAAAUGUCAGGAAUUCCUCUGAGUAUGCAGCCCAAGAAAGGCUCCAGAGGAUUUGUGCAAAGACUAAAGGGGAAACAAGGUCGGUUUCGUGGGAAUCUGUCUGGCAAGAGAGUGGACUACUCCGGACGCACGGUCAUCUCACCCGAUCCUAAUCUUCACAUUGAUCAAGUAGCAGUUCCAGUACAUGUGGCAAAGGUUCUCACUUACCCCGAACGAGUGACAGAGGCCAACAUACAACUGAUGAAGCAGCUGAUAUUGAAUGGAGCUGAUAAACAUCCAGGAGCCAACUUCAUUCAGCAACGGCAAACAAACAUCAGAAAAUUUCUCAAGUAUGGCAAUAGAAAACAGAUCAUUAAGGAAUUGAAGUAUGGAGAUAUCGUUGAAAGGCAUCUUAUGGAUGGAGAUGUAGUACUGUUCAACAGACAGCCCUCACUUCACAAGCUUAGCAUCAUGGCUCAUCAGGCGGUGGUGAGACCUCACCGAACAUUUCGUUUCAAUGAAUGUGUAUGCACCCCUUACAAUGCAGACUUCGACGGCGAUGAAAUGAAUCUUCAUUUGCCACAGACAGAGGAAGCGAAAGCUGAAGCGCUAACACUUAUGGGGGUCAAAUCGAAUUUAGUAACACCACGGAAUGGCGAACCUCUCAUAGCCGCCAUACAGGAUUUUAUCACAGGGGCUUAUCUGCUGACGCAGAAAGAUGUUUUUCUUGAUCGGAGCCAUAUCUCGCAGCUGUUGGCUUACAUCCUGGCUGGGAAAGACGUGAAUAUCAGAAUCGAUCUUCCGCGUCCAGUUAUACUUAAGCCAGUGAAACUUUGGACUGGAAAACAGGUGUUUAAUGUCAUACUGAGACCGAACAUGGACAUGCCAAUCAAAAUGAACCUUCGCACAAAAGGAAAACAGUACACGAGCGGAGAGGAUCUUUGUUUUAAAGACUCUUAUGUGGUGAUUCACAACAGUGAGUUGAUGUGUGGUGCAUUGGAUAAAGCUGUGCUGGGUUCUGGCUCUAAGAACAGUAUCUUCUAUGUGCUCCUCAGAGACUUCGGUGGUCAGGCUGCCGCAGAUGCUAUGUGGAGAGUAGCAAGGGUUUGUCCAUUCUUUCUGAGUAACAGAGGGUUUUCUAUUGGUAUUGGUGACGUCACGCCUGGCCACGGACUUCUGCAGGCAAAGGAUGAACUUCUCGAUAACGGUUAUUCCAAGUGUGACAGCUUCAUUCAGGAUUUUAAAGAAGGCAAGUUGCAAACACAGCCAGGGUGUAGCGCAGACGAUACUCUUGAGGCUGUUAUUCUGAAAGAGCUUUCUGUCAUAAGAGAUCACGCUGGAAAAGCUUGUCUACACGAGCUGCACAAGACCAACAGUCCUCUAACAAUGGCAGUAUGUGGUUCGAAAGGAUCGUUCAUCAAUAUUUCACAGAUGAUCGCCUGUGUUGGUCAGCAGGCCAUCUCAGGCAAGAGAAUCCCAAAUGGAUUUGAGGACAGAGCUUUACCUCACUUCAAACGACAUUCCAAGUCUCCGGCCGCCAAAGGAUUUGUCAAAAAUAGCUUCUACUCCGGCCUUACCCCCACAGAAUUCUUCUUUCACACCAUGGCUGGCAGAGAAGGACUUGUGGAUACUGCCGUUAAAACUGCUGAAACUGGAUACAUGCAAAGACGACUUGUUAAGUCGUUGGAAGAUCUCGCCACGCAGUAUGACUUGACAGUAAGAAAUUCAGUCGGGGACAUUGUGCAGUUCAUGUACGGUGGAGAUGGACUGGAUCCCACUGACAUGGAGGGAAAGGAUAAACCGCUGGACUAUACGCGCGUGUUCAGUCACGUUCAGUGUUCAUUCCCUAUGAAAGACGAAGAACCUCUCAGUUCAAAAGAGAUUCUCCAAGUGGCUUUACCAGUUUUAGACGGCUCGGACUUUGAACACUGUGGUACGGAAUUCACGAAGGAUUUAAGAACAUUUGUUGAAGACAUUGCCAAGAGAGUUGAGAAAAGACAUCUACAGCUAUCUCCCUCCCAAAUGAGUGCUUCUGAAACAAGUCGAUCCAACGUGUUUUCAUGGGUAGACCGCUGCACCAAGUCACAGCUGACGCACUUCCUGAACCUUUGCAAGGAAAAAUACUCAAGAGCUAAGAUUGAACCGAGCACUGCAGUGGGAGCCCUGUGUGCUCAGAGUAUUGGGGAGCCUGGUACGCAGAUGACUCUGAAAACAUUUCACUUCGCUGGGGUAGCUUCAAUGAACAUCACUCUUGGUGUUCCUCGUAUCAAGGAGAUCAUUAACGCGUCCCGAUUCAUCAGCACACCAAUUAUCUCUGCUCCUCUGAUGAAUGACAAAAAUGCUGACGAGGCCCGUGGGGUUAAGGGUCGCAUCGAGAAAACACUACUUGGGGAGGUUUCAGAGUUCAUCGAGGAAGUGUUUCUACCCAACAGCUGUUUUAUUCUUGUCAAACUGGCCAUGGACAGGAUUAAAUUACUCAAGCUCGAAGUAGAUGUUGAUUCCAUAAGGUUUGCAAUUUGCAAUACAAGAAAGCUGAAAUUAAAACCUCAGCAAGUGACCGCUCUUAGCAAAUCAGAGCUGUGUAUUUAUCCCAGUGAAAGCAGCAAGUCUUCCCUUCAUUAUACAAUGCAACAGCUAAAAUCUGAUCUUCCCAACGUACUCAUUAAGGGACAUAGAAAUGUUAACCGCGCCAUCAUCCAUGUUGACGAAGCUCAGGGAGACACUUACAAGCUGUUAGUGGAAGGAGAUGAUUUGCUCUCUGUUAUGUCCACAGUUGGUGUUAAAGGCACAGCCGCCACUUCCAACAACACAGCUGAAGUAGAAAAAGUUCUUGGAAUCGAAGCUGCCAGGGCAACGAUAAUGAACGAAAUCAAUGUGACCAUGAAGAGUCAUGGGAUGAGUAUCGACACUCGUCACGUGAUGUUACUUGCGGACCUCAUGACUUUUAAGGGAGAAGUACUUGGUAUUACAAGGUUUGGUCUGGCAAAGAUGAAGGAAAGUGUCCUGAUGCUUGCAUCCUUUGAAAAGACUUCGGAUCAUUUGUUUGACGCAGCUCUGCACGGUCAGACAGACUCCAUUGAUGGUGUCAGCGAGUGUAUUAUUAUGGGAAUUCCUAUGAGUAUUGGUACAGGAAUGUUCAAACUCCUUCACAAGCCAGAAAAAACAGGUCCACCGAGCCGGAGAAACUUAAUUUUUGACAACCCUGCAUUUCAUUUGCCGGAAUCUGCCAUGGACGUGGUGAGGUAGCAAAAGGAAUGAAAACGAACUUUGCACUUAUAUUUGAACUGAUUGCGGUUAUAAAGUUGUAUAUACAAUUAAGAGCAAUGUAAUUAGUCUCAAGACUGUUCUUAUCGACAAUUCAUCCCCAAAAACAUUCCUUGAAAGAUCCUUAAUAGGCCCAUGUCACAAUGUGAAAUUAUUAGCAAAGUUAGCUCUUACACCAAAGUCCAAAUUCCAGAUACCUAUAUAAAAAUCUGCUUUCUUACAUAAUGAUGGGGAGCCUUGAUCGUCAGAAUAAAAAAAAUGCAUA
Molecule: messenger RNA, 4551 nt
Organism: Pocillopora verrucosa
Lineage: Eukaryota; Metazoa; Cnidaria; Anthozoa; Scleractinia; Pocilloporidae
Source: RefSeq, a predicted model, not a curated record